Paramecium octaurelia is the source of this 650-nucleotide messenger RNA. NCBI's taxonomy places the organism in Eukaryota, Ciliophora, Oligohymenophorea, Peniculida, Parameciidae. The record is from the annotation of a GenBank genome assembly.
AUGUUUGAUGAGGCUGAUGGAGACUAUGUUGAACAGACACCUUCAGAUGAUGGACUGGAGGAUGUGGAAGUCAUCGUGAACAAGGAGAGGCAAUAUCAACAGGAAUUGUUGCAAGUGCUAAAAUAGAAGGAGGAUGAACAUAAAGCAUUGAGACAAGAAUUAGGAGAGAUCAAGUGCAAAAUAGAGCAAAUCUAAUUAAAGUGUAUUAGAGAGUCAUUGAUAAAUAGAAUACCAAGAGGAAAUACCUAUGGUUGAUCCCUACCUCAAGGAAUACAUUUAGGAGUUGGGCGAAUAACAAUUAUUCGACUUGGAGUCCCAAAGAUAAGAAUUAAAGGGAGAGAAGCAAGGCAAAAUUGAAUAGUUGAGAUAAUUACAAUAGGCUAAGAAUUAAAUAAAAUUAUUCUUUACAUAAACUGAGAUUUCAAGCUAUUUACAAAUUUCAUACAAAAAUAUGCUAGAAAAUCUUAAUUAAGAGUUGUUCUAAUAUAUGCAAGAGAGAGCAGACUUGGAAGACGAAUAAUUUAGUUUCGACAAACGACUCAAAUCUCUUAGAUCUUAAAUUAGAGUAUGAUUUUCUUUAGCUUUAGGAAGUUACUGAGAAGAAUCAAAAAAUUAUUCAAUAAAUAGAGAAUAGCAAAUAGAUUGAAUGA